CCUCAUUGAUCAUGCCUUUCCUGUUUUCUAGAAGAUUAAUGUGUCGAUUGAUGGCGAUAAAUACGGGACUUAUAAAUUUCUAUCUUUUGAUGUCAGUUUCGCAUGAAGGUCUGUUCACGGUUGCACUCAUUAUAAACGUAAUGAGCUGGGUUUUUAUUGAAUUUAGACUUCUUCACGUGAAGGACGUAAAGAUAAUUGACUGCGCGUUUAUUGAAGACACAAAUGAAGAAAAAAUUGGUCUUCAGAUCGAAAGGGGUAUUACUAGUCAAGACUUUAGAAGAGCUUUCUUUUUCGUACUUUACAUUAUUUUAGCAUUUUUCGGUACAGGAAAUAUAGCAUCAUUGAAUUCAUUCGAAUUGAGAUGGGUGACUUGUUUUAUAACAUCAUUUCAACCAUUUUUGAUUACCACAUUGAUCUUGAUGAAAACGUUGUCACCAUUUUUAAUCGUCGGCUGUGCUUUUAGAUCCGUACAGUUUGUCACUAAGGCACCACUUGGCUGUUUGAAUAUAAUAGUUCUUAUAUAUUCAAACAUAAUGGGACUCCAAUUAUUAUUUUAUGUGCGGAAUAAUGGGAGCUGGCUGGAAAUUGGAACUUCAAUAUCACAGUUCGUAAUCGUACAAGUUAUAACCUUGUUCAUUGUGCUAAUAAAUCAAAUUGCGAAAACCAUGACGGAUUUCAGCAUUUAUAACUUUGCCAAUCAAAUUCUAGAGAAACGAAAAAAAAGCGUUUAGAUGUAAA
Molecule: messenger RNA, 738 nt
Organism: Bombyx mandarina (wild silkworm)
Lineage: Eukaryota; Metazoa; Arthropoda; Insecta; Lepidoptera; Bombycidae
Gene: PIG-N
Product: Phosphatidylinositol glycan anchor biosynthesis class N
Biological process (GO): GPI anchor biosynthetic process
Cellular component (GO): endoplasmic reticulum membrane
Molecular function (GO): mannose-ethanolamine phosphotransferase activity
Source: RefSeq, a predicted model, not a curated record